Molecule: messenger RNA, 1635 nt
Organism: Mixia osmundae IAM 14324
Lineage: Eukaryota; Fungi; Basidiomycota; Mixiomycetes; Mixiales; Mixiaceae
Exons: 4
Coding region: 1-1635 (544 amino acids)
Molecular function (GO): oxidoreductase activity, acting on paired donors, with incorporation or reduction of molecular oxygen; monooxygenase activity; iron ion binding
Source: RefSeq, a predicted model, not a curated record
AUGGGCGCAGGUGUAGUCUUGCUCGUGGCUUUUGUGGCAUGGUUCGGCCUCAAUCGGUUCAGGCUGUUCCAGAAGCACCAGAGGGAGAUCAGCUUCCUUGCCGGCGUGCGCAUGUUCAUCUUCUUCCAAAUUCCAGUCGUUGGCGAUGCUCUGCCACCCAUAGAGGGUCUCACCGUCCCUAACCCCGAGUCACUGCAGCACGACGACUUUAAUACCUACGUCAAGUACGGCUGGGAUUGCUUCAGUAUCGUCGGAUUUCUCUUCGGACAGUGCAUCCUCUAUUGCGCCAAUACAUCGGCCAUCAAGGACCUCUCGUCUGUACGCUCAAAGUUCGGCAAGCACACGGCGGUCUACGAUUCGCUGCGGCUGCUCGGCGACAAUGUCGUCACUACAGACGGCGCAGAAUGGCGCGUCCACCGACGGGUCACCUCGCCCGCGUUCAGUGAGGCCAACAACGAGCUCGUCUUCUCAAGCGCAGUCAAGAUCGUCCGCGCUUGGUCGGACGAGCUUGUCGCGAACAGCGAUGCACAAGGCGUUGCGCUCGAUAAGGAUCUGCUAGAGAAUACCGUAAAGAUUGCUCUCAUGGUCUUCUCGGCUGCUGCGUUUGGCUACAAUCUGCCAUGGGAUGACGAGGAGGCGCUCAAGCCUGCACCAGGCCAUAAGCUCAGCUUCAGGAGCGCACUGUCGGGCAGUGUUGAUUACCUGCUCCCCCGGAUUGUCGCGCCGAAAUGGGCGUACAAGCUACCAAUUCCAUGGCUUCACGGCAAGCUCGCGAAGACUGAGCUCAUCUAUACCGAGCUCGAGGACUAUCUCGUCAAAUUCUUGGAGACAAAGGACAGCAAUCAGUCAAAGGACUUGCUUAGCUUGCUCGUCGCAUCUGCCGCCGAAGAGCACGAAGGCCCGAAACUCACCCGUCGAGAGCUUAUCGGCAAUCUCUACGUAUUCUUGAUUGCUGGCCACGAGACAUCUGCCCAUACCCUGUGCUUUGCUUUCGCUCUUCUUGCGCUGUACCCGGAUAAGCAGCAAUUGCUAUUUGAAGAGGCAAGGAAGAUUUGGCCCACGCUGGACAGCGAGCCACAAUACUCAGACAUCGCUAAGUUGGCAUACACACAAGCUGCCAUGCACGAGACGUUGAGGAUGUACCCGCCAGUCGCAUACAUUCCCAAGAUUGCGCAUCAAGACACCGAACUCACUGCGUACAAAGUCACGCCUGGCGACCAUCAAGAGGAGAGAGAAGCGCGCACGUUCAGGGUGCCAAAGGGGACCUGGAUCAAUAUCGACGCCGUAGCAAUACUGAACGAUCCAAAGCACUGGGGCGGACGUUUUGGCAAUAGCACGAGAAAUUUCCAGCCUGAACGAUUCAUAGAUACCGAUGAUUACAGAUGGAAUCGCGAUGCCUUUGUCGCCUUCUCUGCCGGACAGAGAUCUUGUCUGGGCAUGAAGUUCGCCCAGGUAGAAAUCAUCGUAGCGCUGGCAUGGAUGGUCAGACGGUUCGAAAUCAGUCUGCCGGACGAGAUGAAGAAGGCGGGUGAGACACAUGCACAGCUGCGCGACCGGGUGCUAGCGUUCCAUAGUCGAUUGACGACCACGCCCACGACACAUAUAAGACUUGCAUUCUCACAGCGUGCACAAUGA